Molecule: messenger RNA, 3509 nt
Organism: Myotis davidii
Lineage: Eukaryota; Metazoa; Chordata; Mammalia; Chiroptera; Vespertilionidae
Gene: LRP8
Product: LDL receptor related protein 8
Exons: 16
Coding region: 1-2280 (759 amino acids)
Molecular function (GO): protein binding; calcium ion binding
Source: RefSeq, a predicted model, not a curated record
AUGAAGAAGGAGAGGACAGAUGAGGACAAGGAGUCCCCUGGGCAGCAGAAGUUGUACCCGAACCUCAGUGUCCAUUUGGUGUCUGGAGACCCUGCUCGCUGCCUGGGCUGCAGGGUCCGCGGUCCAUCUCACGCCCCGUCUCCCCGCGCAGGGCUGGCCAAGGAAUGCGAGGAGGACCAGUUCCGGUGCCAGAACGGGCGCUGCAUCCCCUCUGUGUGGAGAUGCGACGAGGACGAUGACUGCUCGGACAACAGCGACGAGGACGACUGCCCCAAGAAGACUUGUAUGGACACCGACUUCACCUGUGACAACGGCCACUGCAUCCCCGAGCGGUGGAAGUGUGACGGCGAAGAGGAGUGUUCUGAUGGCUCCGAUGAGUUCCAGGCCACCUGCCCCAAGCAGGUGUGUCCUGCAGAGAAGCUGAGCUGCGGACCCACCAGCCACAAGUGUGUGCCCGCCUCGUGGCGCUGCGACGGGGAGAAGGACUGCGAGAGUGGAGCGGACGAGGCCGGCUGUGCCACCUCCCUGGGGACCUGCCGCGGAGACGAGUUCCAGUGUGGGGACGGAGCCUGUGUCCCUGCAGUCAAGCGCUGUGACCAGGAGCAGGACUGCCCGGACGGGAGUGACGAAGCUGGCUGCCUCAUGGCUCUACCAGCACCUCAGGGAAACAGGAGGAGGCCCAGGGGGCUGAAUGAGUGUCUGCACAACAACGGCGGCUGCUCCCACAUCUGCAAUGACCUCAAGGUCGGCUUUGAGUGCACCUGCCCAGCAGGCUACCGGCUCCUGGACCAGAAGACCUGUGGCGACAUAGAUGAGUGCGAGGACCCAGACGCCUGCAGCCAGAUCUGUGUCAAUUACAAGGGCUACUUUAAGUGCGAGUGCCACCCUGGCUACGAGAUGGACACGCUGACCAAGAACUGCAAGGCUGUUGCUGGCAGGAGCCCGUCCCUAAUCUUCACCAACCGGCACGAGGUGCGGAGGAUAGACCUGGUGAAGCGGGACUACUCACGCCUCAUCCCCAUGCUCAAGAACGUCGUGGCGCUAGACGUCGAAGUGGCCACCAAUCGUAUCUACUGGUGUGACCUCUCUUACCGCAAGAUCUAUAGCGCGUACAUGGACAAGGCCAGCGACCCGGCAGAGCAGGAGGUCCUCAUCGACGAGCAGCUGCACUCUCCAGAGGGCCUGGCGGUGGACUGGGUCCAUAAGCACAUCUACUGGACCGACUCGGGCAACAAGACCAUCUCAGUGGCCACAGUCGAUGGCAGCCGCCGACGCACUCUUUUCAGCCACGACCUCAGUGAGCCCCGGGCCAUCGCCGUCGACCCCCUGCGAGGGUUCAUGUAUUGGUCUGACUGGGGGUACCAGGCCAAGAUUGAGAAGUCUGGGCUCAACGGUGCGGACCGGCACACACUGGUGUCAGACGAUAUCGAGUGGCCCAACGGAAUCACCCUGGAUCUGCUGAGCCAGCGCUUGUACUGGGUCGACUCCAAGCUGCACCAGCUGUCCAGCAUCGACUUCAGCGGCGGCCACAGAAAGAUGCUGAUUUCCUCCCCCCACUUCCUGGGCCACCCUUUUGGGGUGGCUGUGUUUGAGGACAAGGUGUUCUGGACAGACCUGGAGAACGAGGCCAUUUUCAGUGCAAAUCGGCUCACUGGCCUGGAAAUCUCCGUCCUGGCUGAGAACCUCAAUAACCCGCACGACAUCGUCAUCUUCCAUGAGCUGAAGCAGCCGAGAGCUGGAGAUGCCUGCGAGCUGAGUGCCCUGCCCAGCGGCGGCUGCGAGUACCUGUGCCUGCCUGCUCCUCAGCUCUCCAGCCACUCUCCCAAGUACACGUGCGCCUGUCCCGACACCAUGUGGCUGGGCCCCGACAUGAAGAGGUGUUACCGAGCUCCUCAAUCUACCUCAACUACAGCGUUAGCCUCUACCACAGUGAGGACGGAAGCUGACUCUGCGAGAGGGCCUGGGACCGCCAUCCACAGCCCCACCCACCAGAACCACAGCACAGAGAUGCCGCGCCUGGCAGCUGCAGCCCCAAGCUCAGUCACUGUUCCCAGGGCUUCCAGCAUCGGCCCGUCUACCCCAAGCCCUGCAACCAGCAACCACUCCCAGCACUACGGGAACGAAGGCGGCAACACGGGUUCCACGGUCACUGCUGCUGUCAUUGGGACCAUUGUGCCCAUGGGUGAGUAUGGCCCCAGGUCACUGGGAGAAAAGAGAGACCUUGCCCGGGGUCUGGGGAAAAGCGCACUUAGCAAGCACUUAAAAGGACAGAGUGCUUAGCAUGCUGACCUGCCCCUUGACCUUUUUCUGCCCUGGCAGCCUUCCUGCCCAUCUCCCAGUCCUGGUUUAAUUUGGUUUCUUAGUUUGGCACCACAAGGCCCUUUAGGACGUAACCCCAGGCAACCACCCAGAUGCAUCCCCCACUCCCCUCUCAUUCACACUCUGCAUCCAACCAUGGGAGCUGCACUGUAGGCGCCGUGGGACAGGGGUGGCACCUCUCAUGCUCGCCCCUCUCCCCAGCUCCCAGCAGUGUCUGGCACACAGUAGGAAAUAAAAUAUGUAUUGAAUUAAUGAGGAGAGAUGCUUGCCAUUGCUUUAAUCGUGCCAUCUUGCUUUCUUUCUGUUUGGUUUUCAACAAACAUUGAGCGAGCAGCUACAAUGUACCAGACUCUGACAAGGGGAGGGAAGGUGGUUGAAAGUGGAUAACACAUGGUUCCUGCCCUCCAAGUUUAUAAUCUUGUUGGAGAGACACACUUAACACAGAUAAUUUGAUUAUGACAUGGUAAGUCCUAUAAUUAAGCCAUAUGUGGUUCAGGAGAAGUGCCAAGGAAGCAUUUAACUUAGAACUGGGAGAGAAGAGGAGCAGGCAGGGAAGGUUUCCUAGUGGAAGUUAUAUGUGAACUGAGUCAGCCAAGUGAAGAAGGAUCAAGAGCAACCCAAGCAGUGAAGAAACCAUGAGCUGAACCAGGAAUGAAGUUCCUGGUUCAGGAAGUAGGAGUUCAGUAUGGCCAGAAUAUGUAACAUUUUGUUAGAUCUCACAAAGAACCCAGGGGUUGAUUCAUUCCCUCCCACCGCGGUGAUCACGGAGUAUCCUGUGCAUCCUGUCUCUCAUACCUGUGUCAUCUCUCAGCAGGAUCUUCAGGUUGGGACUGUCCGUUCAUAGGUUUAUCUCUUAUUGCCCAUGAGUAGUACCUCAAGGACUUGGCCCCCUUAACCUGGGAACCCCAAUUUGGUAGUGAAUUAGGGAGUGAAUGCUUUAAAAAAUUCUAUACCGAGCAAGGGUCUGUGCCAAGGGCCAAGGAUCCAAGGAAGAAAAAGAGACUUUAAGAGCUUUCAGUCCUUAAUCAGACUUAGUCAUUAAAGAGUGGUUACACACGCGGUAUUAAAAAUGUGCUGUAACUGAGGCAUGGUGCCAGUGGGGGAGAGGGAUGGCGCUUCUGGAGAAGAUGGCAUUUGAAUUGGCCUUGAAUGGGUUCAGCCGUAGGAUGGUGUUGAGGCUACUCGCGCCU